UAGGGUAGAUCAAGGGAAAGAGUUCAAACUUGAGCUGUUCGAUCCGAAGUCCAAUUGGUUUGGCAACGCGUAAUGAAAAUCAACAUUUGCAAUGUUAGUUUUCCCACUAUAAUUUUGAUGUUCAGACAUUCUAGGAUGACUGAUUCGUAUGAUUCACUUUUUGAAGUACACAUAACUCUCGGAUUUAAAUCCGAAGUUUCCGCAUUUAUUUUUAUAAGAAAAAUACGCCAAGAUUUGAGUUUGUGCUUCGGGUCUUGGCUUUCAAACCCCUGUAACUUCGGAUAGGAAUGCCAAAAAUGAAAACGCUCGAUUUUACCUCUGGAGAACACUUCCAAGUAUUAGUGGUAAAAAUUGCAGUCCGAUUAGACAUAAUUUAAGGAGGGUCGUAAUGUGUCAAGAUCGAGAAAAUCGUGAUUUUGAGAUACGCUAAGAAAAAAAAAACAAUUUCCUUACGAUUACUAUGAAAAAAAUUUUUUUUUUAAUUCAGUAACUCUGUAAUAGUAAGGUAUUUAGAGCCGCUUAAUGUGUCUAAUUGUACACAACACUUGAAGCUAUGGUAUCUUAUGCUCAACUCGAAAUCGAGUUUUUGAUCGAAAAAGAGGGGGGGGGUACCUUUAAAUUGAAACGCGCCCGUAUUGAAAGAGAAAAAGAAAGAUAUGUUUCAUAGUUCAUCAUAUCAGUCGGAUAGGAAUAUUCUCCGUCAAAAUUGUUGAUUUUUUUUAAAAGAAAAAGGAAGCGAUUAUACCCUGUUUCCUCAUUCAUCAUAAAUAAGUGUCACCGUCACAUAAAUUGAUCAUUGUAUAUUAAAUAUCUGUUCUCCUUAUUGGAAUUCUUUCUAUCCGAUUCAGGUAAAAAGACGGUUGUUUUGUUUUUAUCAAAUUUUAUUUUCAAAUGGAUAAUUCUCUUCAUAAAAAGCCUUUAUAUGAAAAAAAUCACCCGAUAAAAUAAGUCUGUUAUCAUCUUGAAUAUAUAGGAAAGAUAGAAUAUGAAAUUCUGGACAUUCCUAUCUAUUUAUCAAAACAGUUCGUUCUGUUCUACAAAAAUGGUAUAUUGAUUAUGUUCUCUCUCAGAUCAUUCCGGAUAAAAAUGAAUGGCGUAGAAGUAUUAAUGUCGGUUAGAUAAAUUGAAAAUAAAUUUUUAUUUUAAUUUAGAUAAAAUGAUAAAUAAAUUAGAAAAUCUUCCAAAUGAAAUAUUUCUAAUGAUAUUUUCUCAUAUGACAUUGUUUGAAAUAAUUGAAUCAUUUUCUUCAUUAAAUAAACGUUUAAAUAAUAUAAUUUAUUUAAAAUUUUUAAUGAAUAAAAAUGAAAUUGUUAUUAAUAAAAGAUGUUUAUCGUUUAAUAAAUGUUAUUCAAUAAUAACAUCUAAAAUUAAUGAUUUAUCAUUUAUUUUAAACUGUAUACAAUCGAUUUAUAUCGAUGGGAUAAAUGUAAAUUGUUGUGAUAUUAUAUCUGAAUGGAUAUUUCAUUCGAAAAUUCUUCGUUUUAUUAAUCUUAAAAAAGUUAUUCUUCGAAAAUGUUAUUUAACUGAAAACUUAAUUGAAAAUUUAUCACUACUUAUUGAAUAUCAAUUGAAUGAAUUAGUAUUAACAUUUGAUAAUGAUGUAUUUCAAUCAUAUCAAUGUCAAAGAUUGUCACGCAUAAUUCGCUGUAAACAAAGAUCGAAUUUGAUGUUAAUGUUUGAAGAAUUUAUACGUAAAUUAUUUUCCAAUAAAUGUCAUUUAACAUCGCUCGAACUUGACAUAUCAAACGAUGAUAGUUGUGUUAAUAUUCAUAAAUUUCUAUCAUUAACUUAUAAUAUUAAUUCAGAUGUAAUUCACAAUGAAAUUGUUACUCAUUGUAAAAGUCUUCGUUAUUUGAAGAUUGAUUUAAUUGAUGGUUCUUUUCUUGAAAAUCUUAUUGAACAUGUACCUAAUCUUGAAAUUUUAUCAGUUCAAUUUAAACAUACAUUAAUGAAAAAAUUAUCGGAUGAGCCGCAAAUGAAAAGAUUUGCAUCAAGUAUUAUCAAUUGGUAUACUAAGAUGCCACAAUUGAAAUUUUUCACUUUAAAAAGUGUUAUUCUUAACGAUUCGCAAUUAAAUUACCUAAAAUGGAUUAUUAAUAAAGUUAAUUAUAUUGAAAAAUUAAAAGUUCGUCUUCAUAUAAAAGAUUCAAUGAACAAAAAUAGUGUUAUUGAUGUAAAUUUCUUUCGUAAAUAUAUAAUGCCUGAUAUAUUAAUUCAUUUAAUUGAUUUUGAUUUUUAUAUUGUCUCAAGUUGUAAAUUAUUAUUUGAAAAUGAUAUUCAAAGAAUAAUUGAUUCAUUUAAAACCGAUCAGUUUUUUAUUUAUCGUUAUUGGAUAAAUAUUCAAUGUUAUUUCGAUUCAAUUAUGUCAUAUCAGCAUAUAUCAUCAACAACACUAAUUAAGCCGAUAUUUUUUCAUGGGAUUAUAGAUUAUCCAAUAAUUUUCGAUUGGGAAUGUGUCAAAUACAUGAUGAUUAAUUUAUGUCCAUCAAUUAUUGAAUGUCUAAAACAAUUUGAUAUUCUAUAUCCUCAUAUAAAAUCUAUUCAAUUUAAUAUGGGACGACACAAUCAAGUUAGUGAAUCCGAAUAUUCGGUGUUUUUACGUUCAUUAUUGGAUGUUGAAUAUUGUCAAUUGACUGAUAUUCAUUUUCGAUACGUUACAAGACUUAAUUUUGGAUCUGCUUUUUUUCGUAAUUCUGCAUAUCACGAUAAACUGAUCAAUCGAAAUAAAUUACGCGCAGAAGUUCUUGCCUAUCUUAUUUCAAUGCCAAUUCAACUGAUUUAUCUACGAAUGGAACAAUUUCAAUGGCUAUUGGAUCUUAUUGAAUAUGCAUCUGAUAAACUAAGAAAAAAUGCAUUAAGUACCAUUCGACAUGCUGAAUUUUGUCUCCCGAGUUGCCAUUAUGGUUCAAAUGAAUCAAUUCAUAUGGAAAAAAACUUGGUAUCAGUUUUGAGUUGUUAUAUGCCACAUACAGAAACAUUACGUCUUUGGAGAGAUGAUGAUUUUCCUUGGACAUCAAUUCGACCAGAAUAUGAAACAGAGCGUAUGUGUCAAAUUUAUAGUGGACGAUGGAUUGAAUCUUUACGAACAUUUCAAUCAAUUGUUGACCAUGUUGCAGUUUUUGAACAAAAUCUUUGUCAAUUAGUUCAAAAUUUGAAAGAAUUGGUUUUUAUCGAUAUUUAUGGACGAAUUCAUCCUGAAAAAAUCGAACCUUUUCGUUCUAUGGUUAAAAGUCGUUUUCCAAACAGUCGACUUCAUAUUGAAAUGUCAAAAUUUCGUCUUUGGAUUUGA
This is a messenger RNA of Rotaria sp. Silwood2, 3289 nucleotides long. NCBI's taxonomy places the organism in Eukaryota, Metazoa, Rotifera, Eurotatoria, Philodinida, Philodinidae. The record is from the annotation of a GenBank genome assembly.